CAGUGGGUGAGGAGAAUGCAGUGAGGGGGAGUCGGGGACAAUACUCCAGUGUCAGUGACUGUGCAUGUUGCAGUGAGUGAGGACGGGCACUGUAGGGGCGAGAUAGUCAUGGACUAGGGUGACCACCAGCAGCAGCAGCAGGCCACCACAUAGAUAUCUCCUGCAUGUAAUUGGAGCUGGGAGGAGCUGCUGUGACGUGCUGCCUCAAUGCAACCCUGCUGCAGCAAGAAAAGAAAGAAGGAGAAAAGGAAAACAAUCCCAGCAGCAGCAGCAGAGCCCCGUGCAGAGCAAUGCAGAGCUCCAUGUGUGCGGGCUGCUCUGCAGGUGAUCUCCCCCAAUGCUCAUGAAGGGGAUCUCUCCGGACGUAAAGUGAAGUGAUUCCCAGGAGGCAGCUGCUAGCACAGGGAACCCAGCCCGGCACCCAGCAAUCAUGUCCAGGUUCAAGAAGGACAAGGAGAUCAUCGCAGACUAUGAGAACCAAGUGAAAGAGAUCCGCUGCCAGCUGGUAGAACAGUUUAAGUGCCUGGAGCAACAGUGCGAAUCCCGGUUGGCGCUUCUCCAGGAUCUGCAGGAGUUCUUCCGUAGGAAGGCAGAGAUUGAGCUGGAGUAUUCCCGCAGCUUGGAGAAACUGGCCGAGAGGUUCUCCUCAAAGGUCCGCAGCUCCCGGGAGCAACAUCACUUCAAGAAGGAUCAGCACCUUCUUUCGCCCGUGAACUGCUGGUACUUGGUUUUGUCCCAGACACGGCGUGAGAGUAAGGACCAUGCCACCCUGAACGACAUCUUCCUUAACAAUGUCAUCGUCAGGCUGUCACACAUCAGCGAGGACGUCAUCAGGCUCUUUAAAAAGAGUAAAGAUAUCGGCCUUCAGAUGCACGAAGAACUUGCCAAGGUCACUAACGAGCUGUACACCGUAAUGAAGACUUAUCACAUGUACCACGCAGAGAGCAUUAAUGCGGAGAGUAAGCUGAAGGACGCGGAGAAGCAGGAAGAGAAACAGUUCAGUAAAUCCGCGGAGCUCGGACCCAACGCGCUUCGCCACGAAGACCGGCAGCAGAGGCGCAGCUCGGUGAAAAAGAUUGAGAAGAUGAAGGAAAAGAGACAAGCCAAGUACUCGGAGAACAAGCUGAAAUGCACAAAGGCCAGGAAUGAGUAUCUGCUGAACCUGGCGGCCACCAAUGGCUGCAUCAGCAAGUACUACAUCCACGAUGUGUCUGAUUUAAUUGACUGCUGUGACCUGGGCUUCCAUUCCAGCCUUGCCCGCACUUUCCGCACAUACCUCUCUGCCGAGUAUAACCUGGAGACCUCCCGCCAUGAAGGUCUGGACAUCAUGGAGAAUGCCGUGGAUAACCUAGAUGCCCGCAGUGACAAGCACAAAGUCAUGGACUUGUGGAACCAGGUCUUCUGUCCUCCUCUCAAAUUUGACUACCAGCCCCAUAUGGGCGAUGAGGUGUGCCAGGUGAGUGCCCAGCAGCCGGUGCAGAUGGAGCUCCUGGUGCGCUAUCACCAGCUACAGUCCCGCCUCACUACCCUGAAGAUUGAAAACGAGGAGGUGAGGAAGACCCUGGAUGCCACCAUGCAGACCUUGCAGGACAUGCUGACCGUAGAAGACUUUGACGUGUCUGACGCCUUCCAGCACAGCCGCUCCACCGAGUCCAUCAAAUCCGCUGCCUCGGAGACGUACAUGAGCAAACUGAACAUCUCCAAACGCAGAUCCAACCAGCAGGAGACUGAAAGCUUCUACUUCUCGAAGUUUAAGGAGUAUCUGAAUGGCAGUAACCUCAUCACUAAGCUCCAGGCCAAGCAUGACCUUCUGAAGCAGACCCUGGGAGAAGGCGAGAGAUCCGACUACGGAACCACAAGGCCCCCGAUUCUUCCCCCUAAGCCCCAGAAAAUGAAGAAGCCCAGACCUCGCUCCCUGUAUAACCAUUUGCUCUUUAAUGGGGAUAUGGAGCUGUUUAUCAAGGAUUCCGGUCAGGCCAUCCCCUUGGUGGUUGAGAGCUGCAUCCGGUACAUCAAUUUAUAUGGUCUCCAGCAACAAGGGAUAUUCCGGGUUCCGGGAUCCCAUGUUGAAGUCAAUGACAUCAAGAAUUCAUUUGAAAGAGGAGAAGACCCCCUGGUAGAGGACCACUGUGAGCGAGAUAUUAAUUCCGUGGCUGGUGUAUUGAAGCUAUAUUUCCGAGGUCUGGAGAACCCACUCUUUCCUAAGGAAAGGUUUCAAGACUUGAUCUCUACAAUCAAGAUAGAGAACUCCGCAGAGAGGGUCCAUCACAUCCGUCAGAUCCUCAUCACUUUGUCCCGAGCCGUCCUGGUGGUCAUGAGAUAUCUCUUCGCUUUCCUUAACCACAUGUCCCAGUACAGCGAUGAGAACAUGAUGGACCCAUAUAACUUGGCUAUCUGCUUCGGACCAACACUAAUGCCAAUCCCAGAUGGUCAGGAUCCGGUGGCCUGCCAGGCGCACGUCAAUGAGGUCAUCAAAAGCAUCAUCGUUGACCACGAAUCAAUCUUCCCUACUCACCGGGAGCUGGAGGGGCCGGUGUAUGAGAAGUGCAUGACCGGGGGUGAGGAGUACUGUGACAGUCCCCACAGCGAGCCGGGCGCUAUUGAUGAGGUGGACCAUGAUAACGGCACGGAGCCCCACACAAGCGAUGAAGAGGUGGAGCAGAUUGAAGCCAUCGCAAAGUUUGACUACAUGGGGCGCACACCCCGGGAACUGUCCUUUAAGAAGGGGGCGUCGCUGCUCCUGUAUCACCGAGCCUCGGAGGACUGGUGGGAGGGGCGUCACAAUGGGGUGGAUGGCCUAAUUCCACAUCAGUACAUUGUGGUCCAAGAUCUCGACGAUGCGUUCUCAGACAGCCUGAGUCAGAAAGCAGACAGCGAGGCCAGCAGCGGGCCCCUACUGGAUGACAAGUCCUCCUCUAAGAAUGAUAUCCAGUCGCCCAUCGAGCACUUGCAGGAAUACAGCUUCGCCGGAGUGUUGGGCAGGGUUAGGCUAAGAUCUGACGGAGCGGCCAUACCACGCAGGAGGAGUGGGGGGGAUAACCACAGUCCACCGCGGCCCCUGGGUCCCUGCAUUGACACUCCGCCCCGAGCUGCUGCCUGUCCAAGUAGUCCUCAUAAGCUGUCGCUGAGCAGGGGCCGGGUGGACAGCCCUGAAAAGCGGAGAAUGGCGACAUUCGGAAGCGCUGGAAGCAUCAAUUACCCGGAGAGAAAGGGCCUACACGAGGUGAUAUCUCUGCGCUCUGUGACCGGGGGGACAAGGCACAGUAGCCUGGGGGACCACAAGUCCCUGGAGGCAGAGGCUCUGGCUGAGGACAUUGAGAAGACCAUGAGCACAGCCCUUAAUGAGUUGCGAGAACUGGAACGCCAGAAUACAGCUAAACAGGCCCCCGACGUUGUGCUGGACACUCUGGAACCUAUGAAGAACCCGACUCUCAGCACCCCAAAUUCUGAGCCGGUUAGCCCCUUGCACACUAUCAUGAUACGGGACCCUGAUGCGGCCAUGCGGAGAAGCAACUCCUCAAACACUGAGAUGAUGACUACCUUCAAGCCGGCAUUGUCGGCCCGUCUGGCUGGUGCUCAGCUUAGACCACCACCUGUGAGGCCAGCUCGGCCAAUGGUCCAGAAUCGGUCCAGCAGCAGUAGCAGCUCUGGAAUGGGAAGCCCAGCUCUCACCCCUACAGAGAAGGCUCUCCCCAACAACUCUUCGGAGAAAUCCGGGACCAUGUAACUGUCUCAGGCUUCAGAUACUGUUCCAUGGUCAUGUGCCGCUACGGCAAAGGCCGGUGAGGAGCUGGAUGCAAGAGGAGCUCUAGCGUUUACACUAUUUGACCUUUUCCAUACAUGUCACAGAAGCUCCUCUUGCCCGGAUCUCAGAAAUGCACAUCCCACGUGGACGCUGUCCACAGCCAAACAUCUCACACAGGAUCCUAUCCUUAAGCCAUCCCUACGUUGUUUACAUGGGAUUCAUCUCAUCUCCAUCAACCUUCCCACCAUCAGAAUAGGUCAUGGUUAUAUUCGCAUCUGCCCAUCAGAUUGCCUUAAAAUGCACUCCGAGUCGGCACAAUUUGGUAAAUCCAGUCUUAAUUUUCCAUUUUUAGCUGUCUCGUUGCUUGGUGUUACCUCAGUCUUCUGUAACUCAUCCAGAGCUAAUGGAAGUGCGGAGCUGGCGGCACGGUGCGGUGUCUGAGGAUCUUGUUUGAUGCGGUCUAAAUUCAGGACAUUUAUUGGUCCUUUGGAGGGAAGUGUGGGUGGACGAACUAAAGACUUUGAUUUCCCUGAGAGGAGACCCACACUUGUCCUCUGGCCUCCUCUGUUCCAUGAUCCUGCUGCUUUAGUUGUGGAACUCCAAUAUGGCUUCCCAGGCCCUAGAGAUAGUUACUUGGUUCACGCAUAUGCUGUACCAGCAGCUCAUUGUCAAGGGGAAAUAUAUGGGAAGCUGCUCCAUUUACCUAGAGCAAUAUAUAACUGUGUACAUAAUUACUCCGAAAUGUUAGUUACGUUGUCAACCCUGUGUAGGCCGCAGGCCUAGCGAUUAUAAAUAUAUAUACGUACAUAUAUAUAGUAGUUCAACCUAUGUAGGAAAAUGUGAAUUAUGCUUGAACUUUAAACCAUAGAAAGGCUGUUUGUUCUGUCACUGGAAGGAGAGAUAUAUGUAUAUAUAUGAAUAUACAUUAGGGAACGCCCUUAGAUUUUACCUCAGUGGCAUUAUUCUAAGUUUAUCCACCAUACUCUGGGAUCUAAGCUGGACCAAGGAUAACCUUUGCGGGGAACAUAACUUGAUUUUCCGCAAAAGAACUGGUACUCUGACAAGGUGAGAGGACGAGAACAAUACUCUAGAGUGAAGCAUGCUGGGAAUUACAGUCCAAAACCUGCUGGGGCUGCUACAGGCCAACCGAACCUGUGUAAUAUACAUCACUAAACACUGAGCCAUUUUAGCUGGAGACAUUAUAUCCAGGAUAAACAUAUGCUGAUAUAAUAUGCUCAUCCCUUUAUUUCACAAAAUGUCUGCCUCGAGAUGCCAUUUUGAAGGAGACACUCACUGCACCCACAUCAGAGUGAACAUAGAACAGGACUGGACAACCUGUGGCUCUCUCUCCAGCUGUUGUGGAACUACACACUUCCCCGCCGCAGUGUUAGCAUUCCCUAAUAGCAAAACUGUGACAGCAUGCUGGGAUUUGUAGUUUCACAACAGCUGGAGAGCCACAGAUUGGCCAGGCCUGUCCUAGAGUGUGUCAUUGUGACAAUAUUAUCGUUCGCUCUAUGUUAUGAUGAUACCAAAUGAUGAAAUAGGCGACAGGAUUAUAGCCAGUAACCAUCUAGGGUGCAGUGCUAGAGCAAUCUGGAGUAAAGUACUGGGGAAUGCAUGCCCCUGAGUAAGAUUAUGCAGCAUGCCGUGAUGUCCUGUAACCCGUGGCAACCACUCAGACGGUGGCUUCCAUAUGUCAGACUUGCAGUAGAAUGAUAAAAGCCGGUAUCUGAUUGGUCCCUGGGUUACUGCACAAGAGUAUUCUUUAUUCAUGCUAUUGGCUAAGCCCCUGUUAGCAUAAAGUAAUUGUACUGACUGCAGAGCCCAGGCGCAGCACUCUUGCAGUAUUCCUGUGUUUUAAAAGCUCAAAAAUGUGAGUUUGAUGCUCCCUUGUGUGCAAACGACAGGAAUAAGCCAGCGGUGUAUAGUCCGUAAGAGGGAAACCCCACUAAUUACAUUUAUGCUGCGUCACGUGGACAAUAAGCUGAGCACGGCAGGGGCCAGGUUACUGAUAGGGAGCCCGCGACACUGGUGUGAGAAGGCCGGGCAUUGUGGGAAGGCCACACAGACCCAGGGGUUACGCAGGCAGAAUAGCAGGGGCCACAGGCUGCCUCACAUCUGUUGCACAAGCUUGCCUCACUUCAAUGGCUCCAUGGGCAGGCGGUUGCCAAGGAGAUGGGCUUCAUUGCUAUGGGGGGAGCGGCCUAGGAAGGGACACAAAAUGGCUGCUUCUGUGUCUGCAGAUGCCAAUCAAUGACAAGAAAUGGAGCAUGAGACCUGGCUCUGUCAUAUAAGCAGUGUUCCAGAACAUAUAUUUAAUACAAAUUGCCAUCAUAUGUCACUUUAUAUAAGUUAUUUCUGUAACUCUGGGCGACCUACAAAAUAUACAAAACAGGUAGAGGCAUGCCGGACACAGGUGAGCCUCCUGUUUGUGGUUCCUGUUCCUGGGAGCAUGUGCUUAUAACUGUAGCAUAGACCUUCCGCCUGACCUUCCUGCAUUAUGUUGUGUCCUGCUAGUAUGGCGGUGUUCCUCCACCGUGCAUUGGUGCCUUGGUUACUGGGUAAUGCUAGCUACCAAACAAAUGAAGCACAGAACACCUACUGUAAGCAUGUGGCAGCAGGCUGGCGAACGGCUCCCCCCGCAGCUGGUCCUGCACAUUACACCCACUAUUGGGGGUAAUUCCAAGUUGAUCGCAGCAGGAAAUUUUUUAGCAGUUGGGCAAAACCAUGUGCACUGCAGGGGGGGCAGAUAUAACAUGUGCAGAGAGAGUUAGAUUUGGGUGGGUUAUUUUGUUUCUAUGCAGGGUAAAUACUGGCUGCUUUAUUUUUACACUGCAAUUUAGAUUGCAGAUUGAACACACCACACCCAAAUCUAACUCUCUCUGCACAUAUUAUAUCUGCCACCCCUGCAGUGCACAUGGUUUUGGCCAACUGCUAAAAAUUUUCCUGCUGCGAUCAACUUGGAAUUACCCUCAUAGUGCAGUCAUACACAUCAUUAUACAGUGCACUGCAUAGAUACAGAAGUAUAUAGACACUUGUACAUAUGUGAUCGCGUGUCGGACACGGGCAGAAGCACACGACAAGGAGAAUCCACAGUUUCCUCAACCACCGACUGGAGCUGUUUGCACUAUAAUAUCUUUUUUGUUUUAUUUUUCUAACACAAUGGCUGUGAAAUGAACAUUCCGUUUGUAAUUGUAUAUCAGAUAAGGGCUUCAAUUACAGAGCAGAGCACAAGGGUGCCGCCGCUGUAUAGUCUUAGCUAUCUGGUGCCCGGGACGCAGGACAGAGAACCCGUGUCAGAUCACUUAAGGUUUCAUCACUGCAUUGAUCUGUUGGAUAUGACCCUUGGUGGGUACGGAUGGCGUUAUAGCAGAGAACCCUAUAGCGGAGAACCCGUUGAGAAUUUAGAAAUUACCAUUUAGGACUUUUUUUGUCCUUAGAAAAAGAAAAUACUUGUUAAGUUGGAAAAUGAACUUUAUGGCCGGAUACUGCAGAAGUUCACUUUUACACCCCAUGGUUACACAUGAAAAAUAAAAUGUCUGCUCUCUCGUCUAUCGACCGCUGCACCUGUCCAAGCAGUUAUGACGUCACUGGGUACUUUGUGGCACAGUACAACCCUGAACUGCAGAUUUAAUCCCAGUUUGAAUUUUGUAGGCUGGACCAAUAUAUUACUUGAAAGCGCAGCUUGUCAUUCAUGAGUGGCUUCGCCUAUGUGCCUCGUGCCUCAGUGAUAGCACUAAUGUGAGUUAACGUAAUGGUUGCCUGCAAUGUGCGUUGGCGACGGGUCAGACGUGCUCGGAGAGAAUGGAAUUCUCUGUGCUUGCUCCACAUGUUCUUUGCUAUAAAAUAGCUCAUUACUCAUGUUUAUUUUAUCACCUGUCAGAUAUGUGAUCUAUAUGCUGGCAUCUUGCGUCUUGCGUCCAUCCUGUAACUACUUCCAGGCAGCUGGAUCCAGUCUCUCCAGUAGGAUGAGUAAACGUUAUUCUCAUGACUGCGUGCUCCACUCACUCGCACCUGGGCAGAUGGUUUGUCAUUGAGCCCUUCUCUUGUGACCUUUAGGCCUUACCCCCUUGUCACCAUGCUGCUCCCCCAUUCUCAGACCCGGCUGGGGCUGUCCUUGUACCCUGAAGUCACAGUAUUCUAGUUGCGCGCGUACCAUUGCGUCACGUGUACGGCAGAGUUCGUAAGUCUUCUGAACGCAGGGAAGGGGCACAUACUAGCAUUAAGUCACACAUUCCACUACAGCCAAAGGCGCUAAUGUCAAGAGAGUGGGGCAUUAUGGGUAUGACUGACCAAUUGGUGAUUAUAACCCCCUGCCGUCUAUUGCUGGUGCAGAUGCCCCCUCCAAGCAGAGAUCUGAUCCUAUCGGCCUUAUUCAGAUUCCCAUACUAGGCCAGCAUGCACGCAAAUGGCGAAUGCGUACAAAGACGCUGGAUCAGUUUUCCCAUUACAUGAUUAUGAAGAUGACAAAUUCCCGAAUAUGUCAGAAUGAAAAUAUUGUGACAUCAGGGAUUAUUUUCCUUUGCACGUCUGUUGAUUUCACUACGCAUUCACCACACCCAUGGAUUUGGGCUGUGUUACAAGCACCCAUGCACCCUGUUUGCAGUCUCUAGUGACCCUUUCUUCUUGGGAUAUUACUAAUUUCACUUUUUAAUAAAUUUUAAAAUUAGAGAAUGCAUCAGUAAAUGAAAUGAUAGGUGUCAGUAAAUAACUUUUCCAGGGGUUGCCCAGCCUCCGUAACAUACUCAUUUAGUGGCCAUUAAGCUGGUGAGAGUGAGAGCAGGAGCAAUUCAUUAUCUAGCCAUGGUUAUUGGGCAGAAGGAAAUGGGUGGAAGCACUUCCAAGUGUGGUCUGUCAUAUAUGUAUUUGGCCUUUAGUGUUCCCUUUAAGUUGGGCCUAUCAUUCACAAUGAGGGCAGCCAUUUUGUGGGCUGAACUAUGUUUAUGAGAAUAAUCCUAUUUGCUAGGAACAAACACCUCAUGAAUAUUGGUCAGGCCUCGUGAAUAUUGGUCAGGCCUCGUGAAUAUUGGUCAGGCAUCAUGAAUAUUGGACAGGCCUCAUGAAUAUUGGUCAGGCCUCAUGAAUAUUGGUCACACCUCAUGUAUAUUGGUCAGGCCUCAUGAAUAUUGGUCAGGCCUCAUGAAUAUUGGUCAGGCCUCAUGAAUAUUGGUCAGGCCUCAUGAAUAUUGGCAAGGCCUCAUGAAUAUUGGUCAGGCCUCAUGAAUAUUGGUCAGGCCUCAUGAAUUUUGGUCAGGAAUUGCCUCAGUGACUCCUAACAAAUUGAUAGGAUGCAUAUACUUUUAGCCAACAAUGUGUUUUGGGGACAGGCCCGCUUUAAAUGUCAGCUUCCCCCUCCUCAGUCUCAUUUCCUCGCUCCGGCUCUCCGGCCAAUGUACAUACCUCUUGCCCAUGAGCCCAUUUUUGGAGAACUACACGGAGGGGAGGCCACCUCUGAUUGGCUGUUUGUGUUUGUUAGCUCCAGGUAACAUUAGAGGAGCUGCUGAUUGGCUGUACCCUGCAUAACUAAUGUUACCCUCUUCAAUAUUAUUAACAUUGUGUAUGGAAGCACCGCUCCAUGGCUGAGCGUCUGAUCUGAUAUGCUAAUAUAUGCUAAUGAAACUGAUGUACAAUAAAUAUCUUGAUUGGAUUCUGGAAUAAA
This is a messenger RNA of Pseudophryne corroboree (corroboree frog), 9404 nucleotides long. RefSeq names its product SLIT-ROBO Rho GTPase activating protein 3 (gene SRGAP3). The transcript is spliced from 22 exons. The record is from RefSeq and is a predicted model, not a curated record. Lineage: Eukaryota; Metazoa; Chordata; Amphibia; Anura; Myobatrachidae. Gene Ontology annotation, molecular function: protein binding. Gene Ontology annotation, biological process: signal transduction; negative regulation of cell migration. Gene Ontology annotation, cellular component: cytoplasm. The coding region runs from base 431 to 3727 and encodes 1098 amino acids.